UAUCUGUGUAUAUGAUUAUGAGCACAUGUCUCUGAGCUUUGCUAAAAAUAAAAUACUUGUUUCUUGUUGAUGUCAAUGCCAAAUGGAGCCUGUUGAUGAAGUCGAAGCGGCUUGUGAAGAGGUAGAUCCCAAUAAGCUUAUAUCUAAGAACGGUGUUCUUGGAUAUGAACGUACAAAUGGGUUUGAAGAGAUAACAAAUUUCGACGUAAAAGUCGAUGGGUAUGUUGGGGAUGGAGAAGGGAGUGUUAUAGGGUACAUCAUCCGUAUAAUUUUAGCAGUGAGGGAUCCAUUUAUAUCGGCAGAUAAUGACAGAUCGUCAAGGCAAUUUUUUUUAACCAACCGGCAGCUUGGUAACAACACAACGAUAGUAAACUGCCUCACUGCAAAAUUCCCACCGCUGUGGAUUGCCCAGUCAAAGGACAUGUUUCUGCCGCAGUUUGUAUACAGUCUAUGCAAGGAGUACAUGAAAACUCCAAGUGAGGAAAUAAAAAGUUUCAAACCUGUAGAGAUUGUUGGAAAACAAAAAACUGAUGAUGUAUGGGUUUUUAAUCCACAUGUGCAUGUCGACAAGAAUGGAAGGCUUAUCCCGCAAGACGAAAGAGCAUAUGUUUCGAUGGAAGCAAGUAGCUUGCCAUAUUUACGAAAUAUUAGCAGUGAUUUAGAUGAUGGAGCAGCAUUUAAACGACUUUUGGUCACGGAGAAGGCGUUGUUUCAAAACAACUAUCCCCAAGUUGUGUUGGCCCAUGCUGGCAGUAGCAUGGCGUGUAAUUAUGAUCUUAUAUUAAAAAAAUUUGAUGGAUGUGCCAUUCCAGUGCUCAUGGGACCAUCAGUAUCGGGAAAGACUACCGCCUUGAAAGCUGUAAUGAGUAUAUUUGGCAUACGAAAAUUUACGUGUGAAUCCAGCAGCAGAUAUAUAGAAAAUCGACAAAGCAACACAACUAUUCCAUUUGGUUGGGAUGAUGCGUCCGAUAUGAAGGUCCUAAAAAAUGUUUCAGUCAAUUCUUUUAAUGGCUGUGGAAGUUCCACAAUGAAGAACACCUUGCAGCCGCAUACUGUUCCCGUGGUCUCCACGAACCUUGACACAUCGGAAAAAAAGAUUAAUUCUCGGUGGUUGCGAAUUGAAUUUAAAGCACUUUCGCCAAGGCUAACUGGAAAGGAUAAAGUCUUAGCUGAGAUGAAUGUUAAAGCAGCUAUGAAUGAAGCGCACAAAAGCAUUUGCGUUGUCACUACCUGUAUGCAUAACAAUCUCGAAGAAUGCACAGAAAACGACACUUACUUCACUAUUUUGGAAGAGCUAGAGGAAGAAAUAGAAAAAAAGGGCAUGCAAAUUGAUGAUAGAGUCAAACUUAUGAUGGGACUUCUGCUUUUCUCUGCCAAAAAGAUUUUGGAAAAAGUUGAUCUAGCUGACGAUUAUGUCUUGGUAUGGGAGACAAUGAAAGAAGUUAUUUUGCCAGGCUACACAUUAAGAGAAUCAGAACAGCAGCCCACAUCGAAUGAGAAGUGUCAGAAUAAUGCAAAUGUAAUUCAUAAACUUCUACAUGAUCACUUGCUCCCUUUAGCGGCCAAAGAGGAUCCAAAUUACGUGAUGCGUUUUAUUGAUAAUGACCAUAAUCCUUCAAAAUGCACAUGCGGAAAGUCGGUGGUGUUCCACGUUAAAGAUGUGGUGGAGUUCCUGAGAAAAAAAGCGUCAGUAACUGGCGAUCAGUUAUUGUCAUCAGUAACUGAAAAUUCAGUUCGUCGUUUCAUAAAAUCGAGAGAUAUUGGUUGCGUUGGGGUGCAAGUACGAUUCCGACGGAGGCCCAAGCAAUGUAACGCGGCACAUAUACAGAGGAUCUGGUUUGAUCCAAAUGACCUCUCUGUUUUGGAUGAAAAACUUGGGAAGAGGAAUGAUAAAAGUGGGACAAAAGUGCAAACCAUUCUUGACAACGACAGUGUUUUGACAAAUGUAGAAACCAUUCUUGACAACGACAGUGUCUUGCCAAAUACACAAACCAUUCUUGACAACGACAGUGUCUUGACAAAUGUAGAAACCAUUCUUGACAACGACAGUGUCUUGCCAAAUGCACAAACCAUUCUUGACAACGACAGUGUUUUGACAAAUGUAGAAACUAUUCUUGACAACGACAGUGUUUUGACAAAUACACAAACCAUUCUUGACAACGACAGUGUCUUGACAAAUGUAGAAACUAUUCUUGACAACGACAGUGUUUUGACAAAUACACAAACCAUUCUUGACAACGACAGUGUCUUGACAAAUGUAGAAACUAUUUUUGACAACGACAGUGUUUUGACAAAUGCAGAAACUAUUCUUGACAACGACAGUGUCUUGCCAAAUACACAAACCAUUCUUGACAACGACAGUGUUUUGACAAAUGUAGAAACCAUUCUUGACAACGACAGUGUCUUGACAAAUGUAGAAACCAUUCUUGACAACGACAGUGUUUUGACAAAUACACAAACCAUUCUUGACAACGACAGUGUCUUGACAAAUGUACAAACCAUCUUUGACAAGGGUGCCUUGGCAAAUACACAAAAAACAGUUGAAAAUGACGUUCAAAACCUUAAAAGCAAAGACAGCAAAGGUGGUAAAAGAAAACGGAGAAUGGCAGAUGGUUUGUUCGAUAAAUUGCACAGUGGACUCAAAGAUAAACGUACACGAAAUGGUAAAUAAGGUUAAUUACAUCGAUGGAGCCGGAGUGUUAACUGCAUGGUGUUGCUGUAGUACUUGUGGACUACGUGAUCUGGCAAAGUUGUUAAACAUUAUUUAAUAUGUUUUUGUGUUGAAAUUUGGUUGGCAUAUAUGGGCGAACAUAAUUAGAGUGUUAAAUGCUGAACGCAAAUAGCGACGAGAUAUUACAUACUUCAUUAUAAGUUGCUUCAUGCAAUCUUAACAAUAUGUCAAUGUUAGCAUAUGUCUUGAUAUAAAAAACAAUAAUCAAUAAAGUACUUGAGUUUUAACAUCAACAU
Dendronephthya gigantea is the source of this 2967-nucleotide messenger RNA. RefSeq lists its product as uncharacterized. NCBI's taxonomy places the organism in Eukaryota, Metazoa, Cnidaria, Anthozoa, Malacalcyonacea, Nephtheidae. The transcript has 11 exons. The coding region runs from base 83 to 2671 and encodes 862 amino acids. The record is from RefSeq and is a predicted model, not a curated record.